AUGGACACCAUGAUCUGCGAGGAUUGCAGAAAUCUUACUCAGCGCAACUGCGACUUCCAAAACAGUCCCAAAGACGAGAGACGCCUACGGCCGGAUCUAAUCCCAGUCGACAAGGACAACCCCCGAUUAGUUACAUUUUUUUUAUACGUUCUGGCGGAUAAGAGAUUAUCGAUGGAUUCGGCAGAAGAUUUCAAUAUGAUGUAUUUACGGGUUUCUAUCAUGGAGUUACGAAUGGAGUUCCGCGUACGUCCUAUGGGAGACUACUUUUUAACGAAGAGACCCUCAGGUGACGAUUGCAAUACGAGGACAGGAACUAGUUUCGUCAUAGCUGCGGAGUGGUUUCAUGAAUGCAUGGCAGAGCAUGACCUUUGCGCCACGCUCAACGUUCCUAGAGACUGGAUCCCGCAUCGGCUGCUCGACGUUAACCCGAGAUCUUCAUCCCUAGAUAUGAUUAAACUCGAACAGACCAAGGACUGGCAACAGCCCCAACGAUAUGCCACUUUAAGCCAUUGUUGGGGUGCUUUGAAACCUCGCAGACUAUUAAUUAAUACUGAGAGAGAGUUUUUACGCGGAAUCCUCUUGGGAUCAUUGCCAAAGACUUUCCAGGAAGCUGUUCGUACAGUUCGAACUUUAGGAAUCCAAUAUCUUUGGAUCGACUCUUUGUGUAUCAUUCAAGACUCGGAGUUGGACUGGAAUAUCGAGUCAUCUCUCAUGGCUUAUGUCUACGGCGGAAGUACGCUAAAUAUUGCAGCUGCUGCAUCUGAUGAUUGUGCCGGUGGGCUAUUCCAGAAUCGGCCGGCAUCUUAUUUUGGACCCUGCUUGUUAUCAAUCAUGAGCCGCGACGAGUCGACGUUAUUACCAUAUCAAAUUCACGAUGAAGAUCUUUGGGAUUUCGAAUUCGAGACAGCUAAGCUGAACACUCGUGCCUGGGUAAUGCAGGAACGCUUGUUAUCACCUCGGACACUUGCCUUCACCAAGACACAGCUUUUCUGGGAAUGCAGGUGUAAGCGGGCUUGUGAGGACUUCCCUGCAAGCUACCCUGUCGACUAUUUUAAACAGCGAACGAUGAUUACGAACCUGGAUAAUAAACUCAGAACUCGUGCUCUAGUCGGUGAAUACGAUGACAAAUUAAAGCUCAGCCUCAAAGGGCAGCUUGGUCUUGCUUGGCGCCAUCUAAUUACGCUGUAUUCGAAACAGAAUCUGACGAAAGAAGAAGACAAGCUCGUCGCACUCAGCGGGAUAGCCCACAUAUUUGCGCAAGAACUCGGCGGAGUUUACCUUGCGGGUCUAUGGGAGUCUACUCUACUGGAAGACCUUCUCUGGGAGGCGAAAGCAGACUUUCAUCCCCGGCGGCGGCCUUCAACUUACCGGGCUCCUUCCUGGUCAUGGGCUUCCAUUGAGUGCCCAGUGGAGUUUAUGCAGGGCACUGUUAAGUCGAGUAGGAUUACACUCGUUGAUGUAAAUGUUCAACCAGCGACAACUAAUAGCCUGUUUGGCAGAGUACAAGGCGGUUAUCUUGUACUUCAAGGGAAGCUGUUUCUUGAUAUUAGUGCUUUGUUGAACACUAACACUGGUUUUGGGACAUUGUGUUCGAAGAAAGGGGGUGUGUAUCGGGAAAUCGAACAUUCACGCUGUAUACCAGACGAGAGAUUGUGCCAAGAAGUGAGCACUCCAAAUAUGGAAUUGGGAAUCUUAUGCCUGCCUCUAGUGUCAUAUGAUUGUUGGAUUGGAGGUGCGUUCAACAACCAUUACGAGAUCAUAAGAGGCUUGGUUUUAGUGCGUGAUACGGGAGAGGCUCAAGGCUAUUUCAAACGAUGGGGCACAUUUUAUGGGAUGCAUUCCGAGUUUUCCAACAACUUGGAUAAUCAAGCAACGAACGAAUGGUAUAUUAGGGGAAAAGAAGGCACACUUAUCAUAGUCUGAUGUCAUAUUCACCUGCUUUACGAAGGUAAGAAUAUUUAUGGGAUCCACCCAGCAAUCUCAGUAUUCACAAACUUGUCAUAAUUUUAGAGGUACUACCAAAUACUUUAAACUUGGUUCUAAGUGCCCAGGUC
Messenger RNA from Truncatella angustata, 2054 nucleotides. RefSeq names its product heterokaryon incompatibility protein-domain-containing protein. The record is from RefSeq and is a predicted model, not a curated record. Lineage: Eukaryota; Fungi; Ascomycota; Sordariomycetes; Amphisphaeriales; Sporocadaceae. Bases 1 to 1923 code for a protein of 640 amino acids. The transcript has 2 exons.